Hemiscyllium ocellatum (epaulette shark) is the source of this 5380-nucleotide messenger RNA. RefSeq names its product zinc finger protein, FOG family member 1 (gene zfpm1). Gene Ontology annotation, biological process: megakaryocyte differentiation; erythrocyte differentiation; positive regulation of transcription by RNA polymerase II. Gene Ontology annotation, molecular function: RNA polymerase II-specific DNA-binding transcription factor binding. The coding region runs from base 219 to 3938 and encodes 1239 amino acids. Lineage: Eukaryota; Metazoa; Chordata; Chondrichthyes; Orectolobiformes; Hemiscylliidae. Gene Ontology annotation, cellular component: nucleus. The transcript is spliced from 10 exons. The record is from RefSeq and is a predicted model, not a curated record.
CGCUGCGGCUACGGCUGCGGCUGCUCUGCUGGGCUCUCUGAUCACUCAGUUCCGUGCUCAGUCUGCGCUCUCUGAUCGUGGUGCCAUGCUGCGACUGCAAACCACGGCUGUCCAUCCGUGAUCCACCAACUCUUACCCCCUCCCCGAUACCCGCACCCACCCAACUCCACCCCCCCCCCCUCGCAUUCCAACCUAAACCUCGGCAACCAGCAGCCACAAUGUCCAGGAGGAAACAGAGUAACCCCCGGCAGAUUAAACGUUCCGUUGAUGAAAUGGAGGAAGGCGAGGAGAAUCUAACUGAUGACAACAAUAUGUCUGAAAGGGAAGCAGCAGCUUCAGUCCACGAUGAAUCAGCAGACUGUGAUACAUCAAGUUCUUUUUAUAGUGAAGACCAAGGGUUGCAGGAUGUACCAAAGACUCCUGAAGAACAGGAAGUGAAGUGGUCAACAGCUAAGAGGAAGGAUUCUGAAAUGUGGCAUAUGCCAGAGUCUCUGGAGUUACAUCAACUGGACAGUGAAAUGCAAGUGCGUGCAUGUCAGAACCUGGCAAAAGGAUUAACCUGGGGUCCAUAUGAAGGUUCGAUAAACAGCAGUGACAAAAGUACCCUGGAAAGUGACAGUUCGUACCUUAAUACAGUUCUGCAGCUGAAGGACGAAUGGUGUUGGUUAAAACGACUGAAAGUAACCGUGAAUGAAGGAUCUGCUAAUUGCACAAUCUACUGCAAAGAUGAUCAAAUCUGGUGCAAAACCACAAAGCCCAUCACAGAAGGUGAAUGUUUGACAGCGAUUGUUCAUCCUUUGCAUCAGAGUAACAGUUAUCCCGUGUUAAAUCUAAGUGUUAAGACAGAGACAGUAGAACCUGCAGAGUGUUCAGAGCAAGCAACCACCUACCCUGCUUCGUUACAUUCUGACAUCCAGCUUCUUCCUCAACAAGCAGGCAUGGCUGCAAUAUUAGCCACAGCAGUUGUCAACAAGGACAUCUUUCCUUGUAAAUCCUGUGGGAUUUGGUAUCGAAGUGAAAGAAACCUACAAGCUCACCUGAUGUAUUACUGUGCAAGCCGGCAAAAAUCUACAUCCACUCCUACAGAGGAAAAGCUCAAGGAUCCUUCUCCACAUGAGCGCAUCUGUCCCUUCCCACAAUGCAACAAAAGCUGUCCCAGUGCCAGUUCCCUGGAAAUUCAUGUUCGUAGUCACAGUGGUGAAAGGCCAUUUGUGUGUCUAAUCUGUCUAUCAGCAUUUACAACAAAGGCAAACUGUGAGCGACACCUGAAAGUACACAUGGACACCCUGAAUGGCAUUUGUCAUGGCUGUGGAUUUGUCUCUACCACAAGGGAUAUCCUGUACAAUCAUCUACUUACGAAUCAUAUGACUUGUCAGCCAGGUUCAAAGGGUGACUCGUAUUCACCAAGAUCAGGUCUACCUCCCCUUUCCAUGACAGAUGUGAAAGUGGCAUAUUCUUCCCUGAGCCUCAGAUGUAACCUGUGUGAGUAUGUUGGGGAUUCUGAAUCAAACUUGCAACAACAUAUUUCAUUGCAUGUUGUGCAAGAUACAUUUCAGUGCAAUCAAUGCCACAAGAGGUUAAGAAAUGCUGUGGAGUUAGCCAAACACAUGGAAAUUCAUCAAGCUAAUGAAUCACAGAAUAAUAUGGAGGAAACAAAAGAUGAAGAUGAUGGGGCAUCUCCAGCUUUAAGUAGAGAAGUUCCUGAGGAGCUUAAUAUCGUAGUGGAAGUCAAAGAGGAACCUCUCAGCUUGCAGUGUGAAAGUGAAGGUGAUAGGACUAUGGAGGAGAGCCAGGAAAAUCCCACUCCUGACCGGUCCUCCAGUAUUUCCUCACCAAGAAGUACAUUGAUAGCAAAAGUGAAAUCUGAAUGUUCAAGUCCAACACAAACGUCAAGCCCAGUCCAUUGCGGGACAGGUUCAGUUAUGCCAGAAGGCACUGUCCUAAUACCCUAUAUGUUCAAUCAUGAAACGUCUACAUUUCCACAAGCUUCAGAAAUUUUAGCCAAAAUGUCUGAGCUGGUCCACAGCAGACUAAAGCAAGGGGUCAACAAUUAUCCACUUCUUUAUGCAGGAGCACCUAUUCAAAAAGGAGCAACAUGCUAUGAAUGUGAUAUUACAUUCAAUAAUAUCAAUAACUAUUUGGUGCACAAACGGCUUUACUGUUCUAGCAGGCAUCAGCAAGUAGACAACCCUGCUGCUGAUGAUACUGCAAAGGAUCCUGCAUCCACAAGUAGAACUGAACAACUAUCUCAUAGUCCAGUUUCUGGAGUGGAAAACCAACAGGCCUCUUCCUCACAAACUGAUUCUGACCGAGACCUAAAGAUAUCAAAUGUUGAGAGCAAACUACCAGAAAUAAAAACAGAGGACAGUGCCAUGAAGGAUACAUCAUCUGAAGGUGAAAGCCUAAGUAGAUUUAGUGAAGGCAGUCGAAGUCCAAGCAACUCUGUUGAAGAAUUUGAUGAUGACCCUUCAAAAACUAUUUGUGAAGCCUGCAAUAUAAGGUUUACACGACAUGAAACCUAUGUUGUUCACAAACGUUUAUAUUGUGCUUCAAGACAUGACCCCCCCCUUCGUAGGCCAAAUGGAGGAAAGGUGGCAUUCCUUCAGCAAACUGUGCGUACACGUAAACGUAGAAAGUUGUAUGAGAUUCACGGUCCUAGUCAUCAGCCUCUUCCUCCACCUUCGCCAAAUGAAGCAUCUGUCCAUAGUCCUUCAGCUGCCAGCCUUCAAAACACUGGGCUAUCUAACAAUGUAGAAACAUUGAAAGUUAAGCAAGAAGCUCUCUCACUUUCUUCAAGGUCAGUUGAUUCUGUUUCCCUGUCAACAGGGUAUAUGUUGACAGCUCAAUCCAGUGCAACAUCAUCACCAAGUUCAAGUUCAGAUGUUGAUGGACCAAUUGAUCUUAGCAGAAAGCCUCAUACUCAAGAAGAACAGUUGAUUCAUGUUUCCCCUUUGAAUCCAGCCUCUCAUCUUUCAACAGACUACCAUGAAUGUACCUCUUGCAAAAUUAGUUUUAACAAUGUGGAAAAUUAUCUUACUCACAAAAAGUAUUACUGCUCUGCAACUGCUCUUCAACACAGUAAGGUGGAGAAACUUGCCAGAGUAAAGAUGCAGGCUUCUGCUACAAUAAAAGCUAAAAAAAAUAGGAUGGAAAUUACAGACCCUCAGCCACAGAUACAAACAGAAGAAUUGAAAAAGAAAGAUAUAAGCACGAAAUGUAUUUUAGAAAGUCCAAAUGUAGUACAUGGCUGUAUUACUCCAAACAACUCUCCAGGAAUAUCUCACAAUAGUCCAGAUGUUUUGCAGGAUGGGACUCAGUCAUCCUCCCAUGUUAAGACUUUCUCAGCACCUCAGCGUGCUCAUUCAGUCAUUUGUCCCUAUUGCCCACUUAAUGGACCAAUUGAAGGAGACCUUAUUGAUCAUUUUAAGAACACACAUGAUUUCAAGCAACUUUCAACUGGUCGCACAACUGAAGGUUUCAUGCAGGAUAUUUCAUCACAAGGUAAACUCAUGACAAACAGUAUUUCUGAAAUCAGUCCUCAGAAUUUGAGAGUUCCUGCCCCAUCUCUAAAGUCAGGUGUGCAAACACUGAAGAAUAUCCCAAAUGCCAAAGAUCAAAGAGAAUCUGUCUCUUCCCAAUCUUCAGCUGAAAGUCCUUUGCAGAACAUCUCUCCUAAACCUUUAAUAACAUCCUCCCCUAACGUUGCUUUGAAAAUAUUAUCAGUGCCUGACAGCCCAAGGAACCCAGGCUUCAAAUUGAUCAGCCCAUCAAUUAAUGUUGACAAAUCUGUUCAGACAGCGAUGUCGCUUCCAAGCCCAGUGCAGAAUGGAAAUCACAGAUACUGUCGCUUGUGCAACAUCAAGUUCAGUAGUCUUUCAACUUUUAUAGCUCACAAGAAGUAUUACUGUUCUUCUCAUACUGCAGAACAUGUGAAAUAAGUUCUUGCAUCUGCAAGCUGUAUCAUGAAUGUUUGCUCUGAAUUUUAGCACAAAUUAACUAACACCUCAAUGUCUUUGUGCAUUUGCUGUACAGUUUAGAAACAAUCAUGAAAACAAAACAUUCGUUUCUGGUGUUGCAAAUGUUAACAACAUUCCAAUCAUAGUAAGUAGUUUGAAGUGGCCCAAGAUGGAGAGUCAUUUGUUGAAUAAAAAUCUCUCCCUUCUCCCUUAAAUUGGAAUAAUUUUAAAAUUCCUAUGCUUAGCUGGUAAAGUGCAUUAAAAGAUUAUACUUUUCUCAGUUGACGCACUGAAUAUGGAGGAUAUGUUUGUAAUUAGAUCUUCCACAUCUGUUUACAGGCCUAGUAUUUAAUCUGCUCCUUUUGAAGAAACUGUGUGAAAGAGGCAUUUUUACCAGCUGAAUAAUAUAAUAUUUUUAUAUUAAUCUCCCAAAUUAAAUUAAUUAUAUGCUGAUUUUCUUCAGAAACAUUUUCAGAAUAUUCCAUGUGCAACCUUUUGGUGAGUUUAUAACAAUACAACUGUUAUACUUUAAUCAUUUUAUGACAAUCUAGCACCUAAUCUUCCUUCCAUCUGGGGGAGUAGCCUGCAGAUUAUGAAAUGAGAAAGGAAAUGUUCAGCUUAGUUAAAAGCAUCCCACAAAUUUACAUAUUGAAGAAACCCAUGUUAAAUUCACUGUAAUGUAACAAGUGCUGGUUGAAUAUCUGAAGGAAUUUUAAUGAAAUAUAACUUCCAGUGUUCUCGGUGUUCAGGACAUCCCAUGACAUUAAAAAUAUUGUUCCAGCCAUGAAUUUGGAACCUUCUCUCACUAUUAGAUGUACUUACUUUCGAGGAGAGGCGUGACUUUGAUAGGCAUGUUGGCCAGAAUUUAGUGUGACAAAUUCAGUGUUUGUAAAUCUAGUCAAAAUUUUGGAUAUGAUUCCUAAGAAAUAUUGAAAGUCACACUUUCUCUCUCAAUUUUUAUCUCACAAGUACUGACAUUUGGAUACUACUGAAAUAUUGAAAAGCGAUCACUAGGGGGCAAAGUAGUUGAAAACUAGUUUGUGUAGAUUUAGUGAUACUCUUGCUAAUUAUUUAGUUAGUGCAUGAAUAAACCCAUCAUUCUUCCUUUCAGUACAUUCAGUUGUCAUAAUAUCUGUAAUUUUUAUUUAUUAGUGUUGUAUUUAUUAUCAGGGUUUACAUGCAAUGCCAGCGCUAACACACAAAUGUGCUGACAACAGCAUUUAUUUUAUUUUUGAGCUUUGUUUACCACAACAGGACUCAAACUGGUAAAUGCUAUGAAAAAGAAUUUACUUUGAAUUAUUUCAUUGUACAUGAUCUGUAGAUUCAAUGCACCCUGGGUUCAAUUGCCUUUCCUUUGCAUUUUAUUAUUUGUAGAUAAAGCUUAUUGCUAUGAUGCACAUUGUGUGCUUAAUGAAUGGAAUAGU